This is a messenger RNA of Chiloscyllium plagiosum (whitespotted bambooshark), 1405 nucleotides long. NCBI's taxonomy places the organism in Eukaryota, Metazoa, Chordata, Chondrichthyes, Orectolobiformes, Hemiscylliidae. The record is from RefSeq and is a predicted model, not a curated record.
UGACUCUCAAGACUGGCAGAUCACGGGACCUCCUCAUUUGGGGUCCAAUCUGCGUUGGCGAAUCACAAAGUGUUGUAAUCUAUUGGCUUUGUCUGACAAGUCAUCCAUCUUUCUAAAGGGGACUGGAGUGGCUGGAAUCUGCGCAGGGUUUUAGAGAGAGCCACGCAGAACCCGGGCUCCAGUCUGUACUUCAAAACCUGCAGCCAGCACCAGAAACUAACCAGAGACACGCUCUCUGGCUCCAUUUGGGCACUACCGCCCUACCUCUGAUCCUGCAGACCGGUCUGUUACCCUGGCGCAACUCAGGCACCCGUCAGUCGCAUCUGAGGAGUCAGGGCGCUAGCAAAGGAUUUGAGUGAAGGUGUACAGAAAUUUUCAGAGGGACGGUGAAAUUGCCAAAACGACGCAUCGCGCGUUCAUUUCCCGUCACUGCGUGAGCGCUUCUCUCUCUCUCUCUCUCUCCCUCGCUCUCUAAACAGUCUAUAAAUCCGAGACUUGGUUUCCGACUGAUUUACUCCAAAAGCAUUGCAGAAAACUGGACGGACAUGUGUCUCACCUGUGUUACUGCCGACCUGUCUCUCCCUCUCUCUCCGUGCACCGAGAACAGCGAGUGAGAACACCAGCCGCCAGUCACUUAACUUUCUUUGCCGGAGUAGUUUUAGUAUUUUCGGUUCGUCGCCACAGCUGAGAAACGAAGGGGAAAAAAAAGACAGAGAAAAGUUGUUUUUUUUUUCGUUUUGUUUACAGUCAAUGUUUUUUUUUCUGCAUUAACGUAAGCGUUUAAUUAAAAGACGAGACGGCGGAUUCAGUCCCUUUCAUUUCUGUAGCGUUGGCACUCAUGGAUAUACAUUGUAAAGCAGAUCCAUUCUCAGCUAUGCACAGUUGCAGUUCUACCUGGGAUGAGUUCAGUUGUGUGUGUUUUGCAGGGCAUGGGGGUGUGAAUCAGCUGGGAGGAGUAUUUGUGAACGGCAGGCCCCUUCCUGACGUGGUGAGACAGCGCAUCGUGGAACUUGCACACCAGGGAGUCAGACCCUGUGACAUCUCUCGGCAACUGCGGGUCAGCCACGGCUGUGUCAGCAAGAUACUGGGCAGAUACUAUGAGACGGGCAGCAUCAAGCCCGGGGUCAUCGGCGGCUCAAAGCCGAAAGUGGCGACGCCGAAAGUGGUCGAUAAAAUCGCGGAGUACAAGCGCCAGAACCCCACGAUGUUCGCGUGGGAGAUCCGGGACCGACUACUGGCCGAGGGGAUCUGUGACAAUGACACUGUGCCCAGUGUCAGCUCCAUCAACAGGAUCAUUCGGACCAAAGUGCAGCAGCCUUUUCAUCCCUCACCGGAUGGACCCGCCACAGCAGUCACUGCACCAGGCCACACAAUAGGUAAGAAAGGAAACAGACCUAAAAAGUAG